This is a messenger RNA of Podarcis lilfordi (Lilford's wall lizard), 7372 nucleotides long. The record is from the annotation of a GenBank genome assembly. NCBI's taxonomy places the organism in Eukaryota, Metazoa, Chordata, Lepidosauria, Squamata, Lacertidae.
AUGGGACUUACCGUAGGUAUAAUAAUAAUAAUUUUAUUAUCUAUAUUUGGCCCAUCUGGCUGGGUUUUCCCCCAGCCACUCUCUCCCCCCCCCAUCGCCACCCACUGCCGUCUUCCUUAACGAGCAACACAUCCUCAUUAGCCUGGUGCAAACCAUGAAGCUGCUGAAACUGCGCCGGAACCUGGUCAAACUCUCCCUCUACCGCCAUUUCACCAACACGCUCAUCUUCGCCGUCAUCGGUGAGUCUGGGGGAGAAGGGGGACCCCACCCCAACCCGUCUGCUUUGCGUCUGUAUUAUGUGCGUGUCCAGGUUUCCCAGUCCCAUCUGAAGGCAGAAUUCAUGGGAUUGUUGCGCUGAUUGGGACCCCCAGAGGUUAUCCAGCCCGACGCCCGGAAGUAAGGCAGGAAUUGCCAUAACUGUCUACUUUUCUCUUUUCUUGCGGGGAAUCCUAUUCAGAAUAAGGGAAUUUCCCUUUAAAAAAGGGAAACAUUGAUAGCUAUGAUCCGGGAUUGCGGCUAAGGGGUCCCGGCAGCUGGCUGCCCAGUGUCUGCAGAAGAUUCAUUUUCUGAGCCAAAAGCCCACCAUGGAAGGUUGCAGAAUUCUCGCCAUGGGGAAAUGCAAGAUUUUCAGAAGUACAGUGGUACCUUGGUUCUCAAACUCAAUCCGGAAUUCCGUUCCAAAACCAAAGCAUUCCAAAGCCAAGGUGCCCUUUCCCCUAGAAAGUAAUGCAAAAUGGAUUAAUCCAGUGGUGUCCAAACGUUUUACAAAGAGGGCCAGAUUUGAUGAAGUGAAGGGCCGUGAGGGCCGGCCAAAGGGCCAACCAUAGGGUUUUUUUUACCUUUUUUUAGGAUUGAAGUUGUUGAGAUUUUUCCAGGAUUUUACCCCAGGAAAUAAACUGCCACAGGGGCUGGAUAAAACCCAAAACGGACUUUGGACAUGCCUGGGUUAAUCUGUUCCAGACUUUUAAAAGCAACCCCUAAAACAGCCAUUGAACAUGAAUUUUACUAUCUAACAAGACCAUUGAUCCAUAAAACGAAAGCAAUAAACAAUGUACUGCAGUCAAACGUUCAAUCAAUUAAUCAGUAGCUGAACUGGGUUCCACACAGUCACAAAAACAUAACAAAAAAGAGCCACAAAAAUGCAAAAUAAAUAGCAAAAACAGACAGACCUCAGUGUAACACUCCAAUCGGAAGCGUAACACUCAAAUCAGAGCACGUUCGGCUUCCAAAAAAUGUUCACAAACCAGAACACUUACUUCCGGGUUUGUAGCAUUUGGGCUCGAAGGCUUUUGAGAACCAAGGUACCACUGUACCUAAAUAAAUAACUCUCUUUAAGUUGCAGUAAUCCCCAAAACAGCUCCGAUGCGCACUGAGCACACUCGGUGCACGCAGGUAGCUGAUGCUCCUGGAGGCGUGUAAUGAAACGGGCCGCUCUGGAGGGAGGGCGUGGCUGGCAGGCCGAAGAGAAGCCCUCCACGCUGCAACUUUACGUUGCAGCGCUGACUUGCAUCUUGGUUAUUCCCCAAAGGAAAUAAUCAAGGCGAUGGGACGGCCCCAAAAAAACACCUGCGGUCGUAUUGAAAGGCAGGAUACCUGGAGGUCGCAGAGGGUGCCGCUGGUUUAAAUGGCACAAGAUAAAUAUUUGGCAUUGCUGCCAAAGUCUCAUCCAACUCACCCAAAAUUUGUUUCCUCUGCAGCUUCUGUUAUCUUCAUUAUAUGGACCACUAAGACUUUCAGGCUCGCCACGUGCCAGGCAGUGAGUACUGAGGAACCCCAUCCAAAUGGGGGUGGGGAGACGGACAUUUUUUGGGGGGUGCUGAGCUGAUGGCGAUUAUGAUCUACAUUUGAACAGAUCUUUACAAAUACUGUUUAAAUCCUGUUAAGAGUUUUAACUGCUUUUCAGCGAUCCCAGUUACCGUACUUUUCCUUGUAUAAGACUAGGGGUUUUUUUACUUUAAAAUUAUAUGAAAAACUGUGGGUCUUAUACAUGGAUAAUGAAUGGUGGGGAUUUCUUAAAUUGGAGUCCCUAAUAAUUAGGGAGCGUCUUAUACAUGGGGGCGUCUUAUACACGGAAAAAUACAGUAUAUAUCAGGGGUCAGCGAACUUUUUCAGCAGGGGUCCGGUCCACUGUCCCUCAGACCUUGUGGGGGGCCAGACUAUAUUUUGGAAAAUAAAAAAAGAACGAAUUCCUAUGCCCCACAAAUAACCCAGAGGUGCAUUUUAAAUAAAAGGACACAUUCUACUCAUGUAAAAACACGCUGAUUCCUGGACCAUCCGGGGGCCGGAUUUAGAAGGCAAUUGGGCCACAUCCGGCCCCCGGGCCUUAGGCUGCCUACCCAUGAUAUAUAUGUUUACAGCUUUUUCUAUUUUACCUAUGCAAGCUGCCUCAAGUCCCAGUCUAGGAAAAAAGGCGAGGUGAUCAUUAUUAUUGUCGCUAUCAUCGCUUCGCCCCGGGUCAAAGAAAUCCUAUUGGUGCACCUUUUGUCUUUUUUUAAAAAAAGGCUCAUUUGUGUCCUUACCUGGCAGGGGAGGCACCUUGAGUUCUCUCCAGAUAUGCCAAAAGUGCAAGGCUGGGUCUCGGGCUUGGGAGGAGAGUAGGCCGUUUGACUCAGGAUGAGAUUAAUUUCUUCCUCGCUGCUCAUCAGGACUGGAGGGAGUUGUGGAUCGACGAUGCUUUUUGGAGAUUCCUCUUCUCUAUCAUCCUUCUGGUGAUCAUGUUCCUCUGGAGACCCUCAGCCAAUAACCAAAGGUACAGCAACCUCUGGGCAGGCGAUGCUCUGAAACACACCUUGAAUCCUGACAAGACAGAAGUACUGUUUCUGGGGGACAGGAGGCGGGCAGGUGUGGGGGACUCCCUGGUCCUGAAUGGGGCAACUGUGCCCUGAAGGACCAGGUGUGCAGCCUGGGAGUCAUUUUGGACUCACAGCUGUCCAUGGAGGUGCAGGGCCAUUCUGUGUCCAGGGCAGCUGUCCACCAGCUCCACCUGGUAUGCAGGAUGAGACCCUCCCUGCCCGUGGACUGCCUGGCCAGAGUGGUGCAUGCUCUAGUUAUCUCUCACUUGGACUACUGCCAUGCGCUCUACGUGGGGCUCCCUUUGAAGGUGACUUGGAAACUACAACUAAUCCAAAAUGUGGCAGCUAGACUGGGAACUGGGAGCGGCUGCCGAGACCAUAUAACACCGGUCUUGAAAGACCUACAUUGGCUCCCAUUAUGUUUCCAAGCACAAUUCAAAGUGUUGGUGCUGACCUUGAAAGCCCUGAACGGCCUCAAAGGCCCAGUAUACCUGAAGGAGCAUCUCCACCCCCAUCGUCCAGCCCAGACACUGAGGUCUAGAUCCGAGGGCCUUCUGGCGGUUCCCUCAUUGCGAGAAGCAAAGCUACAGGGAACCAGGCAGAGGGCCUUCUUGGUGGUGGCACCCGCCCUGCGGAACACCAUCCCAUCAGAUGUCAAAGAGAACAACAACUACCAGACUUUUAGAAGACAUCUGAAGGCAGCCCUGUUUAGGGAAGCUUUUAAUGUUUAAUAGCUUAUUGUAUUUUAGUGUUUUGUUGGAAGCCACCCAACAUAUUAUUAUUAUUAUUAUUAUUAUUAUUAUUAUUCCGCUUAGAAGCAUUCACUAACUCCCGGCUCGGCCUACCUGAUACGGUUGUUGUGAGGGGAGGGAUGAGGAGGCAACGGAUGCUGCUUCUUGGAGGAGAAGCAAGCAGGCUGAGAACUGCGGCUUGACUUCUUGGCUGCUCUCCCCAGGCAUUGCAGGGGGUGGGCUAGAUGGCACACACACACCCGGAUCCCUUCUAACUCCGCAACUCUGACUCCAGGUACGCCUUCAUGCCCUUGGUGGAUGAAGGCAGCGAGCCGGAGGACGAGGACGAGGAGCCCAUGGUCAACGAGGCCUUUGGUAAGCGCUCAGCCCCAAGGGAGCCUUGCUGCGUUGUGUGGGGCAGGCCUGGGGGUGGGGGGCUCAGGGAGGUGAAGGUGGAGCAUCUCUCCAGGCUACUGGCCGUCAGUUGUUACCCGGAGAGGUGCAAUGUAAGACGUAAAGGUUCCUGCUGGGGAAAAACCAAAAACAUGCAGCCUUCUCAAGCGGUGCAAAUUUGCACGCGUUUGCAUGAAUCUCAUCAAAUCAAAAUAUAUUGCUUAACCAAGCGUAGCCAAAAAAAGAAAUAAGCAAACGUAUUUCCCGUAAAACGAACAGGCGUGGUGCAUAUCUCAAGUCGCAAGGCUAGACUCACAGGCAUAAGGUUCGUAAUUUGUUGUAAUUAAACUGAUUUGUAAAAAGGUUACGUGGUAAAAAUACGAGAGAGAGACAUUACACAUACUUUUGUAAAUCAAGAAAAUUUUUAUUAAAAAUACAUUAAAAUAAAAUACUUUUUUUUGUUUAAAUUGCAUAAAAUACUAUCGGUAUGUAAAGCCAUAACUCCUUGGGACCAGUUUGCCUUUCCCCACUUGGAUCGGCGGAUCAGGCCCUGUUCUAAGUACCCCCAUAAUCCCCGUUCCGCGUUUGUAAGAGGUGUCCUUCUUCUCGACCCCACCCUGUUUUUCAGAAGGGAUGAAGAUGAGAAGUUCAAAGCCUGAAGCCAAUGGGAUCCUCAAGGGCAGCAGAGUGGUAAGGAUCCUGCACCCUGUCCUCCACAAGCUGUAGUCCAGGCACCUCUCCCGGUGGCCUGGUUUGCAAGUCGCACUCAGCCAAACCAUGGUUAGCCGGGAACACGAAACCCCGGUCUACCCUAAACCAUGGUUUGGCCUCGCCUCCUCCUUUUCCUUUCUCUUUUGUCAGUUCUGGAUCAUAAGGCAGCUGGCUGCCUCUUCUGGUUGUAGCAAAGUACCCAGUAAUCUUAUACAGUGGUACCUUGGUUCUCAAACUUAAUCCGUUCCGGAAGUCCGUUCCAAAACCAAAGCGUUCCAAAACCAAGGCACGCUUUACCAUAGAAAGUCAUGCAAAACGGAUUAAUCCGUUCCAGACUUUUAAAAACAACCCCUAAAGCAGCAAUGUAACAUGAAUUUGACUAUCUAAUGAGACUAUUGAUCCAUAAAAUGAAAGCAAUAAUAGAAGUACUGUGUUAUAAAAUAAAUAAGACAAUAUGAUGAAAAUUAAAAUUAUUUUUUUUCUUACUUGCUCUGAUGAUAGUUAUUGUUUGGAUGGGGGACUUUUAUCCAUUUCCACAGUCACACAGUCAGUCAGUCAGUAGCUGAACUGGGUUCCACACAGUCACAAAAACAAAUUAAGCGAAAAAGCCUCAAAAACAAAAACGCAAAAUAAAUAGCAAAACCAAAAGCGCCAAAUACCUUGGUUCUCGAACUUAAUCCAUUCCGGAAGUCCAUUUGUUUGGAGACCAGAUUGGUGCAGGCACCCCGGAAACUAUAGCCGACAGCCGCAUCGGAUGUUCGGCUUCCGAAAAACGUUUGAAAACCAGAACACUUUAUUUCUGGGUUUUUGGCAUUUGAGUACCAAGGUACCACUGUAUUUCUUACAAAUAAAAACACACCGAUUUCCGUCCUUUGCCAUCUUUUUGGGAUGGCAUCCCGCUCUCUGCUGGCUUUCGGCGCACGUUUGGAGCCCAGUCCAGGUAGAACAACCUGCGUUCUCCGGUUCUGAAGCCUUGCUGUUCAUCCACAAAUCUUGCUUCGUUCCCCUUUCCCAGGAUGAAGACUUGAAAUGGGUUGAAGAAAACAUCCCGUCUUCCAUGGCUGACGUGUAAGUUGUUGGUUUCCAACCCCUCAAAUGCUUGUUUGUGGGCUGUCAACUGAUUUAUUGUUCAGCUGUGUAGCAUUUAAUCAAAUAAGCAAGUCAGUGGUUUGGAAAUGCAUUUUGUGCAAACGUUCUGUAAAGACAGCACUUUGAGGAUUCUGCAGUAAAGGGGGCAUUCACAAUCUAUUGUUAUUAAAUUUUAUUAGUCCCUUUUUUGCCACAGCAACUCAGAAGCCUCAUUAGACAGCAGCUGGAUGGCCAUUUGUGACUGAUUCCUCAUCAGUGAUUCCCUCAUUGCCGGGGGUUGGACUAGAUAUCCCUUGGGGUUCCCUUCCAACUCUACAGCUCUGUGAUUCUAGACAGGCCCAAGCUGAUUUAAUCCGCUCCCGAGUUUGACUCUCCAGUGAAAGACCUCAGUUUUAAUUGCUCUGAUUUUAUCAGUUGACACCUGCAGCCCCUGUCUAGCAAUAUUACAAAGAUUCACAUUAAUAAUCUUCCUUUUCCCUCUUCCAGCGUGCUCCCUCCUUUGUUAGAUUCUGACGAGGUAAGCCAAGUUCAGUUUAAUUUGUGUGAUUUGGCCUGAUGGAGCGGGGCCCUUGCUAUGUUUCAUGCGAUAGGCACACUGUGUCGGCGUUCCUGGCCAGGCCAUUGAGAUUGCAACCCAGAACUGGAAAAAACUACCGUAUUUUUUGCUCCAUAAGAUGCACCUGACCAUAAGACGCACAUAGUUUUUAGAGGAGGAAAACAAGAAAAAAAAUAUUCUGAACGAAACUGUGGAUGUAUGAUUUUUGUGGUUCAUGCUGUGGCCACAGACGUGUGAUUUGACGGUGAAUUUGGGGUAGCUCAAUGCAAAAAUCCUGAGAAUCCAUGUGGAUACGUGCUUUGUAACCACGAAACAGUGGGUGCGUGAUUUGGGGGGGGCAGGCUGUAGCCAUGGACAUGCUAUGUGAUCUGGUGGUGAAUUUGGGGUGACCCAGUGCAAAAAUCCUGAGGAUCCAUGUACGUUUACCUCCCCCCUCCCAGGCAGUCUCCUUUAUCACUAGCCUCCCUUAUCUCUCUCCCGAUCGCUUGCCGAUCAGCUGCUCAGCGGCUUCAUUUCAACACCCCCUUCCCUCUUUCUAAAAAAAAAAAAGCACGAUCUGCUUUUUGCCCCUGGGCAAUUCGGCUCCAGGGACCACGCAUUCGCUCCAUAAGACACACAGACAUUUCCCCUUAUUUUUUAGGAGGAAAAAGUGUGUUUUAUGCGGCAAAAAAUACGGUAUGUCCACUGAAUACCCUUUAUCUACUUAAUCAUAAAACAACAUAAGGCCUAUGUGUCAAUUCCCUUUUUCCCACCCAGCAUCUCCCAGACUGUUCCUCCAAUUUGCUCCUGGGCAACGGCUGGUUUUAAUGAACAAAUACGCCCACAGAAUUCAAGUUACAUGGUUUUCCCAAUCCCUCCUUAUAGCUAAUCAUUUGCUAGGCCUGCCUACGAGAACCAUUGGCCGAGCUUCUGUGAGGUCACAGCAGCUAGAACUUUUCACAACCAUCAACAGAAUUGCAAAGGAGCUCCUGUUCUUAUCUGAAACAUACUGUAUUAAAGCUUUUGUAAAAAGUGGCUUUUCCCUUGUCCUCCCUCUCUCCCCCCCCAAAAAAAAACAGGAAAUAGUGACCACGAAAUUCGAAAUGUCCAAAAUGGAAUGA